Messenger RNA from Lodderomyces oxycetoniae, 3090 nucleotides. It is a transcript of the gene RAD1, whose product is annotated as ssDNA endodeoxyribonuclease. The transcript has a single exon. Gene Ontology annotation, biological process: double-strand break repair via homologous recombination; double-strand break repair via single-strand annealing, removal of nonhomologous ends; nucleotide-excision repair involved in interstrand cross-link repair. The record is from RefSeq and is a predicted model, not a curated record. Gene Ontology annotation, cellular component: nucleotide-excision repair factor 1 complex. Bases 1 to 3090 code for a protein of 1029 amino acids. Gene Ontology annotation, molecular function: single-stranded DNA endonuclease activity; single-stranded DNA binding; damaged DNA binding. Lineage: Eukaryota; Fungi; Ascomycota; Pichiomycetes; Serinales; Debaryomycetaceae.
AUGUCAUUAUUUAUAGAAGACGACGAUGAGCUAAAGGAGGAAAAGACUACUUUAUUAGAAGAUAGAGUUGAUACUACCAAAAACAGCAGUAGAGUUAAUGCCGACCCUCACCAGUCUCCGCGAAGUGCGCAGUCCAUACCGAUUGCUUAUCAUCAAGAUGAGAUGAUACCUGUAUAUCCGGAUCGUGAAGUCAAUUGCGCUUUGCCUUUGAAGUACCAACAGGAGAUUGUAGAGGAUAUGUUAGCCAAAGACACUCUUUUAAUUCUAGGACGAGGUUUGGGAUGGGAGGUGAUAACUGCAAAUUUGUUACAUGCUCUUAGCUCACCGUUUGUGCAACUUGGCAAAACUCAAAAGAAAAAGAGCUUGAUAUUUGUUUUAAAUGCACGAGAAGAAGAAAUGAUAAGGUUGAAGGAAGAGUUGAAUGAUCUCAAUUGGAUAAACAAUAACAAGGAACCUAGUGAAUUUGUAUCAAUUUCCGGAGAUUCUCAAUCGCCAAAAAGGAAAGCAACUUACUUGCAAGGAGGAAUAAUUUCGAUUUCAGCAAGGGUAUUGGUAGUCGAUAUCCUAACUGGGAUGAUAGAUCCAAAUGACAUCACUGGGUUGUUUGUGCUACGUGCAGAGCGUAUCAGAGAAACUUCCAACGAUGCCUUCAUCAUCAAUUUGUUUCGAGAUAAGAAUAGUUGGGGAUUUAUAAAAGCAUUUUCAGAUGAGCCGGAGCUGUUUACUGGAUUCACUCCUUUGGCAAGCAGGUUGAAGGUGUUGAGGUUGACUAAUGCAAUGCUUUGGCCACGGUUUCACGUUACAGUCACACAAUCGUUUAAUUAUCAUAAGAAGAAGGACGACUCGAGAAAGUAUGUCACAGAGAUCAAUGUUAAACUCUCAAGUAAGAUGAACCGAAUCCAAGCUGCUCUAUUAACUUGCAUACAAGCUUGUAUAGGGGAGUUGAAACGACAUAAUCCAACACUAGCCACUGAGUAUUGGGAUAUGGAAAAUGUACAUGACCCUGAUUUUGUUAGGAUAAUUCGCUAUUCAUUGGAAUCCCAAUGGCAUAGAUUGACCUUUACUUCUAAGCAAUUGAUAAACGAUCUCACGACAUUGGUUGAGUUGUUGAGUGAUUUGGUCACGGUUGAUUCCGUAACGUUUUAUCAAACAAUUAAAGGCAUUGUAGAUGCCAAUAUUAAACAGCAGUCGGGAGGAUUGAACAGAUCUAUGAGUCCAUGGUUGAAUUUGGAUGAGUCUCAGACAGUGAUUAGCUAUGCCAAAGAUAGAGCAAUGGGACAUGAUAACAAUGGGGAAUAUUAUCUAGAGGAGUUACCAAAAUGGGACCAGCUAGGUUUAUUGAUUGAUGACAUAUUGCAUGAACAAGCUGUAAAUUCGGAUACUUCUUCUUAUGGACCUAUAUUGAUAAUGUGUUCGAGCAAGAAAGUGGCUAAACAAUUGCGCAAAUUGUUGCUUGUAAUGAAGAAGAUUGAAGGGGAUACCUCCUCCCGUAGCCGAUACGACUUUAGGUCAUAUAUGGUUAAAAGAUUGCAAGAGUAUUUAAGCUGGAAAAGGGUAAAUGAAUUAGUCAAGAAAAUCAAUUCCGAUUUGAAUAAUGAGCUGGAGAAAUCUCACCAAGAAGUUGGUGAAGGCGCUGAGAUAACAAUGUCAAAAACGUUUUCGAGAAAUGGUCAGCCAAUUAGUAAAAGAAGAAGAACUAGAGGUGAUUCUAUUUCCGCUCGUGUUGAAAGACUUUAUUCGCUAGGAAACAUAAACGGUGGUGAUGGUGAUGGUGGUGGUAAUGAAGAUGGUGAUCUAACAAAACAAGAGGAAGAAAGGAUUAAACAGCUAGUAGAUGCAGAUGCAAACGAGGAAGGAAAAGAAGAAGAAGAAGAAGAAGAAGAAGAAGGAGUAGAAGAAGAAGUAGAAAGGGAACACGCUGAUACCACUCUAGAUGACAUUCAAGCUAAUUUUCAAUUUAUUAACAGCGACAGUCAGAUAAUAAUUCAAGUGUACAACGAAACGUACAAUGCGUCAUUUUUGGAAGAGUUGUCCCCUUCAUUCAUUAUAAUGUACCAACCGGACUUAUCCUUUAUUAGGAGGAUUGAGAUUUACCAAGCAAUAAGCAAGGAUAAUCCUGCUAAAGUCUACUUCAUGUAUUAUGGAGAAUCCGUUGAGGAACAGAAACAUCUUCUUCGAAUCAAGAAAGAAAAAGAAGCGUUUACAAGAUUGAUUAAGGAGAAGGCAACCUUGAGUAAGCAUUUUGAAACUUCAGAUGAUAAUUAUAAGUUUCAGAUUCAGCGGAACCAAGUAGUCAAUACCAGAAUUGCUGGUGGUGCACAAUUUCGAACUGAAAAUGAUGAAAUGCGAGUAGUUGUUGAUGUAAGAGAGUUUGGGUCAUCUUUACCCAAUUUGUUAUACAGAAUUGGAAUAAAAGUAAUACCAUGUAUGAUCACUAUAGGUGAUUAUAUAGUUAGUCCAAGGAUUUGCGUUGAGAGGAAGUCGAUACCGGAUUUGAUAUCGAGUUUCAAAAGUGGAAGGUUGUACAAUCAGUGUGAGCAAAUGUUUCGGUAUUACGACUUGCCUACUUUGCUUAUUGAGUUUGACGAAAAUAAAUCCUUUUCAUUAGAGCCCUUUAGCGAGGCAAAGUUUUUAAAGGCCAAAAGCAGCAGCAGCAGCAGCAGCAGCAGCAAUGCCACAACAAGUUCAAUAGAUCCCAAAAUACGACAGAACUUGCAAUCGCAAAUACUUUCCUUACUAUAUUCUUUUCCCAAAUUGAAAAUCAUAUGGUCUUCAUCUCCAUAUGAAACGGCCCAGAUAUUUUUGGAACUCAAAUCGAACCAGGAGGAGCCAGACGUGGGAAUGGCGUUGGAUAAAGGCGUCAACCGAAGCGUGGUAACUCAAGAUGGCGGCCCGCCAGUGUACAAUGAUGAUCCAAUCGAUUUUAUUCAGAAUAUCCCAGGCAUAAAUAGUAUGAAUUACUAUUCUGUCAUUCAGAAAGUAAGGAACAUUGAGGAAUUGGUUAAAUUGUCGGUAGAGGAUUUUACAUCUAUUUUAGGAAAUGAAAAUGGUCGAAAGGCGUUUAAUUUUAUAAAUCGCCAAUAUGGAUAA